Molecule: messenger RNA, 2388 nt
Organism: Drepanopeziza brunnea f. sp. 'multigermtubi' MB_m1
Lineage: Eukaryota; Fungi; Ascomycota; Leotiomycetes; Helotiales; Drepanopezizaceae
Source: RefSeq, a predicted model, not a curated record
AUGGACGUGCUCAUGGACACCAAUGAAGAGGCGCACAUCAGCAACGGCGCUAUCAAAACUGGCACCGUGGAUCCUCGAGUCCUUGCCCGAAGCAGAGGGUCUGAGACUCCUGGAUCGACCCAAGAUGCGACCGACGACGGAUCACAAUCGAAAUUACAACCCACGUCUCAAAAAGCCAAAGAUGUUGCUAUUCGGAAGGCGGGCUUGCCUACGGGAUGCUGCUACGAUGAUAGAAUGAAAUUUCAUGCCAACGCAGAUUUUUCCUCAAGCCCCCACCAUCCUGAAGAUCCCCGCCGGAUAGAGGCGAUCAUGACAGAGUUCAAGACUCAUGGUCUCAUUCUGGAACGAUCACAGAUCCAGGUCAAGAAUGAGAUCAAGCUCGACCCAAGCAAGUAUAUGUGGAGGAUUGCUGCGAGGGAGGCGACUCGGGAAGAAAUCUGUACGGUGCAUACAGCAUCGCAUUUCGAAUGGGUUAGAUCGUUAUCUCAGAUGUCCUCCGAAGACCUAAGGCAGCUUACCAACGACUACGACAAUGGAAGAAAGUCUCUAUAUGUUGGUAACCUCACAUACGAGGCUGCUUUGAUCUCUGCGGGUGGAGCAAUCGAGACGUGCAAAAAUAUCGUCGCUGGUAAAGUGAAGAACGCGAUUGCCGUCAUCCGUCCACCUGGUCACCAUGCCGAGCACAACGAGUCGUUGGGCUUCUGCAUCUUUAAUAACGUCCCAAUCGCCGCCCGAAUCUGUAUGGCAGACUAUCCAGAAUCCUGCCGGAAGGUCCUGAUUCUUGACUGGGAUGUCCACCAUGGCAACGGAAUCCAGAACAUAUUUUACGACGACCCAAACGUGCUCUACAUCUCGAUCCAUGUAUACAUGAACGGGUCAUUUUACCCAGGUCAGCCCGAGAUUGACGGAAUUCCGGAUGGUGGCCUUGAUAAGUGUGGUGUGGGGAAGGGGUUGGGAAAGAACAUCAAUAUCGGCUGGCCAGAACAAGGUGUCGGAGAUGGGGAAUACAUGGCGGCCUUCCAGAGGAUCGUGAUGCCCAUUGCCCAGGAAUUCGAUCCAGACUUGGUCAUCGUCUCGGCAGGCUUUGACGCUGCGGCUGGCGACGAUCUGGGAGGAUGUUGGGUCUCUCAAGCUUGCUAUUCCCACAUGACGCACAUGCUCAUGUCGCUCGCCAACGGAAAGGUAGCUGUCUGCUUAGAGGGUGGGUACAACUUGGGAGCCAUCUCAAGAUCCGCACUCGCUGUUGCGAAGACGCUGAUGGGUGAGCCUCCCAUGCGGCUUAAGAUCCCACCUCUCAACAAGGCUGCUGCGCACACUCUUGAAAAUGUCAAGAGGAUACAAUCGGCGUACUGGGAGUGCAUGCGACCAGGCGUUCUCCCGCUUUCGGCUCUAAAAGAGAUGGGAAUGAGUCGAAUGAGCGAUAUCAUCCGAUCUGCACAGAAGAUCGGACUUGCUGAGAAGCAUGACAUGAUUCCUCUGUACAUCCAGCGGACAAAGAUCAGUCGGUCUUUUGAAAAUCAGGUUCUAGUUACGCCUGAACUGCAUAGGGCGAAGAAGAUCUUGCUAAUCAUUCAUGAUCCACCUCAGGUCUACGCCCAGCCAGAUCCCUACGAUAAUUCUGUCGACGCACAUAACUCAUUUGUGGUAAGUAUGAGAUUCUACAAGCUUGAACAGAGACUAAAGAUGUUAAAGACGGAAGGAAUUCUCCCUUACAUCGACUGGGCCAUCAAUCAUGGCUUUGGCGUCAUCGACAUCAACUGCCCACAGCACAUCUCGCAACCUUCCGACACUGACCCGUAUGUGCCCAAGCCGACCGAAGGCACCAUGGGAACGCAAGUGCGAGAUUUGCUUUGCUUUAUCUGGGAUAAUUACCUCGAACUGAAUCGCGAUGCAAGUAUCACGCUGAUGGGUGUUGGUGACGCCUACUUUGGCAUCAAGCAGUUAUUGGUCGCAAGAGAUGGUGCUAAGGACAAGAUUGCUGGAAUCGUUUCUUUUGUGACUGGCGCCCUUCGACCCGUCAAAUCUGAAACCGACCCUACGCUUUCUCGCUGGUAUCAAAGCAACUCUUUGAUCUAUGUCUCGCCUGGACACGCCUGCUGGUAUGAUGAGGAUUCGCUGAAGAAAAUUAAGAAGCACCGUUUCGGCCAGGUUGAAAAGGCAGAUAUUGUCCUUACCCAAGGAGAUGUCGAUGGGACUGGGCUGGCGAAGAUGCUGAUGCGACACCAGGCUGAUGCGAAGAAAUUUAUGAUGAUGAGUGUGAGAAAUUGGGUGGAAGAGAAAGAGGAGCAAGAGGAUACGGAUGAGGAUGAGCUAGCGCGCCCGGAUAUCGUCAUGGACGACUUGCAAAUGGGUGCGCCGAGGAGUGUAAGGACGCCGGUUCGAGCGUGA